Molecule: messenger RNA, 1119 nt
Organism: Alnus glutinosa
Lineage: Eukaryota; Viridiplantae; Streptophyta; Magnoliopsida; Fagales; Betulaceae
Product: putative glucan endo-1,3-beta-glucosidase GVI
Exons: 1
Coding region: 56-1096 (346 amino acids)
Biological process (GO): carbohydrate metabolic process
Cellular component (GO): plasma membrane
Molecular function (GO): hydrolase activity, hydrolyzing O-glycosyl compounds
Source: RefSeq, a predicted model, not a curated record
UUGGGAACAAUAUUUCAUCUUCUGAUCAUCAGCUUCCAAUAAUUACUCUGUUUUGAUGGAAAUGGGUCGACCUCUUUGUUGCUUAACAGCCUUCUAUUUUCUUCUAACGUUGUUCAGCUUUGACACAGAAGCUGGAAUUGUCGGAGUAAAUUAUGGGAUGGUGGGGAACAACCUCCCGCCGCCGAGCCAGGUUGUCGCACUCCUAAAAUCAAGAAGUAUAACGCGGCUUCACCUUUUCUUCCCCAAUCAUGAUGCCCUUCAAGCUUUACAGAAUUCAGGAAUUGAAGUCAUCCUCGGAACACUAAACCAGGAUCUCCAAAGUCUCGGGAGCGACCCAUCAUUCGCCAAAAGCUGGGUUAACACCAAUCUAGUUCCAUAUUCCAAAACUAUCCGUUUCCGGUGCAUAUCGGCCGGCAACGAAGUCAUCCCCGGCGACUUAGCAGCCUAUGUUUUUCCAGCCAUGGAGAAUCUAAAAGCAGCAUUGAAUGCUGCUGAACAACAACUAGCCUAUAAUAUCCCAGUAAGUACUUCAAUGUCAACGUCGAUUCUUGGACUUUCAUACCCACCUUCUCGAGGGGAAUUUUCCGGAGAUGUGAUUUCGGUGAUGAGAUCAAUAGCAGGUUUCUUAGCAGCAAACGGAAGCCCGCUGCUUGUGAAUGUGUAUCCUUACUUUGCAUAUGUGAGUAAUCAAAAGCAGAUUCCGUUGUCCUAUGCACUAUUUAACGGCACCAAUGUGGUGGUGAAAGACGGAGAGCUCGAGUAUAGAAACCUCUUCGAUGCUAUGACUGAUGCUGUUUACUCGGCGCUGGAGAAGGUGGGUGGCGCCUCUGUUCGGAUUGUUGUGUCUGAAAGCGGAUGGCCAUCCAAAGACGAAAAUGGUGGCGCUGCAUCAAUCGCUAAUGCCCGAAUGUAUAAUAACAACCUGAUUGCGCAUGUAUCGGGGGCAUCCGGUACACCAAGGAGGCCGGGGAAUAGCACAGAGUCUUAUGUUUUCGCCAUUUUUAACGAGAAUCUCAAACCUCCGGGAACAGAGCAGAACUUUGGCUUGUUCUACCCAAAUAUGACCGAGGUGUACCCUAUUGAUUUUGCUUAUUAAUUACACGGGAUGUGUUAUUUCUA